Molecule: messenger RNA, 1189 nt
Organism: Melitaea cinxia (Glanville fritillary)
Lineage: Eukaryota; Metazoa; Arthropoda; Insecta; Lepidoptera; Nymphalidae
Exons: 6
Coding region: 147-935 (262 amino acids)
Source: RefSeq, a predicted model, not a curated record
AGACAAUUGCGUGGUGAUCCCCACUUUUUAAUGCGGCGUCGAGCAAAUCGGUACAGCGACAGUCACAACCUACCACCUCGAGCAGCCAGCUCGGGGCACGCAAACCGAAGGUUUAUACAAGAAAUCAAUCGAAUUUAAAAUAAAUCAUGCAGUUAAAAUUGUUUAUAGUGACCGUUGUGCUCCAGUAUUCAGCGACGGUUGCUGAUUAUUAUAAAACGAAGCCAAAUUUCGUGCAGACGUGCUUUAAAAGUGAUCCAGAUUUCGAAGAUUGUUCUAAAGAAGCCGUACAACAACUCUUCAAUGUUUUGGGGCCCGGGUUACCAGAAAUAGAUUUACCUCCUAUAGAUCCAUUAAAUAUUCCUAAAAUAAGAAUAUUACAAGGUGAUGGGCCAGUUAAUGUUAAUGCCGCUCUUGAUAACGUCGUGGUAACAGGUUUUGGACACACUGAAGUGUUGCUGAGCCAGGUAGACGGUAAGACAUACGAUUUUUAUACAAGAGUUCGUGUCCCUAAAAUAAGAAUAGAGGGCACAUACGACUUAAAAGGAAAAAUAUUAUUAAUACCUUUGGUUGGUAAUGGGCGAUGUUGGUUUGAACCAAGUAACAUGACAAUAGAUAUUGUAAGCGAUGUAAAGCUAUAUGAAAAGGAUGGCUUACUAUUUUUCAAUGUAACUAAGGUUCAUGUAAAAUAUAACAUUGGAGGACUCAAAUUACAUAUGAGUAAUUUAUUCGAUGGUAUUUCUUCACUUGAGGAUAGCACUAAUGCUUAUCUAAAUGCGAACUGGCGGCCAGUCUCCGAGUCUUUGAGGCCAAUUUUAUCAAAGACUAUCGAAGAUAUAUUAUUGGGCUUUAUACAACGAAUAUUUCACAAUCUCCCCGCAAAUUUCAUGAUCGGGGAUGUAAAAGCACAUUUAUUAAAUAAAAAGGCAAUUGAAUAAAUAUAUGCCACAAUGUCUAUAUUAUAUGAGUAUAGGUUAUUAUUUAAUAAAGACUUUUAGGUACAUUGAAGCAUAAGUUAAUUAAAAUUUGGGUUACUUAUCUAAUUAAGUAUUGUCAACGUACUAAAUUUUUUUCAUACUUAAUCUAUAAUUUUAAAAAUGUUGCUUUAAUACUAUUUGAGUGAUACUAAUAUUAAUGUAGUUUUUAUUUUAAACGCAACUGAUAAUGUAAAUAAUAAACUUUGUAUAAGAGA